AUGUACAUGGAAGCGUUUACAACACCAAAUAUCUUAGUGAUUUCCUCGGAUGGGGAUUUCAUUGAUGCUAUUCAUAGAAUGAUCAAUCGAGGAGAGGUGGUCAGUAACCAUGAAAGAGAAUGUUUCAUUCCUCACAAGACAUUCUCUGGCAAUCGACCUUCUCUCAGCAUUCUACUUCCAGAAUUGAAUGCUUAUAAUGUCCGACAGUUGUUGGCGAUCUAUGAAUACAGAGUUGCAGUGCAAGUCUUUAUUUGGGGUAUUAAUUCGUUUGAGCUAGGAAAAGUUCUGGCUACUCAAGUGAGGAAACAGCUUCAUUCGCCACGUACUCAAGGAACCAAAUCUCGAAGGAUUCGAUUUCAGUACCACCACGCUUUUGAAACGAUAUCUCCAGACAAGUUCGGAGCCGCAGAUGUGAAGUUGCAUCAGACGAACAAGUCCCAUUUCCUCGUUCAAUCAAACAUGAAACAUUCGAGCUUUUCCACAGUCUUGUACUUCUAG
This is a messenger RNA of Arabis nemorensis, 498 nucleotides long. The record is from the annotation of a GenBank genome assembly. NCBI's taxonomy places the organism in Eukaryota, Viridiplantae, Streptophyta, Magnoliopsida, Brassicales, Brassicaceae.